Molecule: messenger RNA, 1219 nt
Organism: Aphis gossypii (cotton aphid)
Lineage: Eukaryota; Metazoa; Arthropoda; Insecta; Hemiptera; Aphididae
Gene: ppan
Product: suppressor of SWI4 1 homolog
Exons: 6
Coding region: 162-1127 (321 amino acids)
Biological process (GO): ribosomal large subunit assembly; rRNA processing
Cellular component (GO): preribosome, large subunit precursor
Molecular function (GO): rRNA binding
Source: RefSeq, a predicted model, not a curated record
UUAUCUUAGUCGUCGAUGUUUCUGCAUCAAAACACGUGUUUACUGUUUUGAUUCAACUGUGUCGUGAUAAAAUACGCGAAUUUAAUAUUGAACACAACAGUCUUCUAAUUUUAAUUAGAAUAUUUUUUGUAUAAAACAAUUUAACAAAACAAUUUAACAUUAUGGGUUCCAAACGUAAAUCUACCGUAAAGAAAAAUAAACGGUUGAAGAAAUUGAAGAAAACUGUAUAUGAAGAACCUGAAGAAUUGAAAAGAGCUCCACAUUCAUUUGUUAUCCACCGAGGACAAAUAGGUAAAAGUCUAUUGCAGUUGGUCAAAGAUUUUCGAAAAGUUAUGGAACCAUUCACUGCUGCUUCAUUACAAGUUUACAAAAAAAACACAAUUAAGGAUUUUGUUGCUUUGGCAGGCCCAAUGCAUGUUUCACAUUUGUGCGUAUUCACAAGCUCAGAUACCGGGGUUAAUUUUCGUGUUGCUAGAUUACCUCAAGGUCCAACAAUGACAUUUAAACUACAAAAUUAUGCUUUAAGCAAAGAUGUUGUGUCGUCUUUGCGCAAACAAAUGGUAAAUCCAAAAUUGUUCAGUCAUGCCCCCUUAAUUGUUAUGAAUAAUUUUACUGGUGAAGGACUGCAUAUCAACCUAAUGGCCACUAUGUUCCAAAAUAUGUUCCCAACUAUUAAUGUCACAAAAGUAAAUUUGAAUGAUAUUAAAAGAUGUGUUUUAAUGAACUACAACACUGAAACAAAAUUGAUUGAAUUUAGACAUUAUGCUAUUAAAACCGUUCCAGUUGGCUUAUCUAAAGGAGUAAAAAAAAUUGUUCAGAGUAAAGUACCAGAUUUAUCAAAUUUUGACGACAUUGAUGAAUUCUUGUUAAAACCAGAACUACUGUCUGAUAGUGAGUUUGAAGAAUCUACAAGUUCUAAUGUUGUUGUUCCACAAAAAUUGGUGAGUCGGGGCAACAUAGUAGGAACUCAGUCUUCCAUACGAUUGAGUGAGCUUGGACCAAGACUAACAUUACAGUUGAUCAAAGUUGAAGAAGGACUUAUGACUGGCGAUGUGAUGUUCCAUGAAUUUAUUAAAAAACCAGAUGAAAAACCAGAUGAUAAAAAAGAAGCAAAAGAGGAAGUCUAAAAAUUCAUAACUUAAAUAUAUAUAUGUGUAUCAAAAAUAAAAUAAUUUAUGUAUUAUGUUUUUUGUUUAUAAUACAAUUAUUAGUUUUUAAA